AUGGCCUCCUCAUCCGAUGAUGAUAUGCCUAUAAGCAAGGCUCGCAAGAAUGGUGUGAAUGGGACUUCUGCUCCACCUGUCUCCUCCGCGAAGAUUCCCUCUAGCCUCGACAGGCAGAUGGACAAGACACUGCCGACCAAUGGCGAGAUCCAACCAGGUAUCUCGAUACGAAAUGGACCUCUCACUGAAGAUGUCGAGAUGAAGGAUACCAAUGGCUCGGCUGCACCCGCCAAGAGGAAAGUCAGCCGGCCUAGCUACGCCGAGGAGGAGAGUAGUGACGACGAUAAGCCAAUUAUCAAAAAAAGAAAAACCCAGCCCGAAACAGCCGUCGAAUCCGAUUCAGAUGUCCCUUUGGCCAAGUCGAAGCCCAAUGGCAAGGUUGCAAAGAAGCCUCCUCGAGCGAGCAACCAACAGAUAGGAGAAGACUCUGACUCUGAUGUGCCCAUACAGAAGAAGCUCAUCCACGAGAAGCAGAAGAUUGAGGCUAAGGCUGAGAAGGAUGCUCAGAAGAUCCGCAAGGCUGAUAAGCCGAAGAAGGUCAAGAAAGAGGAAUCCUCCGACGAUGACAAGCCGCUCAAAAAGACCAAGCCAGCUCCCGCCGCCAAAGCCAAGACGAAAGUGAAAGUUGAGUCUCCUGCUCCGAAGAAGGCCGCCGGUAAGAAGGCCGCCGUCAAGAAGGAAGAAACCGAGGACCCGGAAGAGGAUGACGAGGAUGAAGGCACUAACUGGUGGGAUGAUCCGACCAAGGGCGACGGCACCAACAAGUGGGAGACACUACAACAUAGUGGAGUCGUCUUUCCUCCCCCAUAUCAGCCUUUGCCGAAGAAUGUCAAGCUGAAGUACGAUGGUAUUCCGCUCACUCUACACCCCGACGCCGAAGAAGUGGCCGGGUUCUUCGGCGGCAUGCUCAACUCAACCCAUAACGUUGAGAACCCGACCUUUCAGAAGAAUUUCUUCAACGACUUCAAGGAAAUCCUGAAGAAAACUGGUGGUGCAAAGGGACCCAAUGGCGAAAAGGUUGAUGUCAAGGAUUUCAAGAAAUGCGAUUUCAAGCCAAUAUUCGACCACUAUGAUGCGGAGAGAGCGGCCAAAAAGGCACUCCCAGCUGCCGAGAAGAAAAAGCUCAAGGCCGAGAAAGAUGCGGCCGAGGCGCCAUAUAUGUAUUGCACAUGGGACGGCAAGAAGCAGAAGGUUGGCAAUUUCCGCGUGGAACCACCUGGCCUCUUUCGCGGUCGUGGCGAGCACCCCAAGACCGGUCAUGUCAAGACUCGCGUGCCGCCUGAGCAGAUUACCCUCAACAUCGGCAAAGAAGCCACUGUGCCUGCUCCCCCUGAAGGCCACAAAUGGAAGGAGAUCAAGCACGACAAGCAGGGUACUUGGCUCGCCAUGUGGCAAGAGAACAUCAAUGGCAACUACAAGUAUGUCAUGCUUGCGGCCAACUCUGAUGUGAAGGGCCAGUCGGACUACAAGAAAUUUGAGAAGGCCCGAGAGCUCAAGAAGCACAUCGACAAGAUCCGUAAAGACUACCGCAAGAACCUCAAGGCUGAGAUGAUGGCCGACCGACAGAAAGCCACGGCCAUGUACUUCAUCGAUCAGUUCGCGCUCAGAGCUGGUAAUGAGAAAGGCGACGAUGAAGCCGAGACAGUAGGCUGCUGCUCCCUGAAGUACGAGCAUAUCACCCUCAAGGAGCCCAACAAGGUCAUCUUCGACUUUUUGGGUAAAGAUUCGAUCCGAUUCCAUGAAGAGUUCGAUGUUGACCAGCAGGUGUUCAAGAAUCUGAAGAUCUUCAAGAAGGCCCCUAAAGGUGAAGGCGAUGACAUAUUCGAUCGGCUCACCACGACCCAGCUCAACAACCAUCUGAAGAACUACAUGCCCGGCCUCACGGCGAAGGUGUUCCGUACCUACAAUGCUUCGUACACCAUGGCUACACUCCUCAAAGAUAUGAAGGCUGAGGGUACUCAUGCCGAGAAGGUCAAGGCAUACAACGAUGCCAACCGUAAGGUGGCAAUUCUCUGCAACCACAAGCGUACAGUCGCUGCCAGCCACGAGAACACCAUGGAGAAGCUUAGCGAACGCAUCAAAGCUGUUAAGUAUCAGCAAUGGCGUCUCAAGCACAUGAUUCUUGAUCUUGAUCCCAAACAGAAGAAGAAGAAGGGUGCCGAGUGGUUCGAGCUGCCCGAUGACAUGGAUGAAGAAUGGGUCAAGGAGCACCAAGCCUUCCUGGUUGAAGAGGCCAAGAACAAAAUCACCAAAAAAUUCGAGAAGGACAACGAGAAGCUCAAGGCCGAGGGUGAGAAGGAGAUGAAGCACAAGGAACUUGAGGAGAGACUCGAGGCUGCGAAAGAGCUCGAGAAGAAAUACAAAAAGGAAAACAAGACCAAGAAGGUCGAAGCUGAAGGCAAGUCGAUCACAGUGGAGAAGCUCGAGGAGAACAUCAAGAAGUUCGAUCAGAGAAUCGAGAACAUGACGGUCCAAGCCGAAGACAAGGAGAGCAACAAAGAAGUCGCGCUCGGCACUUCCAAGAUCAACUACAUCGACCCACGUUUGACCGUCGUCUUCACCAAGAAGUUCAACGUACCCAUCGAGAAGUUCUUCUCGAAGACUCUGCGCGAGAAGUUCGAGUGGGCCAUCAAGUCAGUUGAAGAGGACUGGGAGUUUUGA
Cyphellophora europaea CBS 101466 is the source of this 2661-nucleotide messenger RNA. RefSeq lists its product as uncharacterized. The transcript is spliced from 4 exons. Gene Ontology annotation, cellular component: chromosome; nucleolus. The record is from RefSeq and is a predicted model, not a curated record. Lineage: Eukaryota; Fungi; Ascomycota; Eurotiomycetes; Chaetothyriales; Cyphellophoraceae. Gene Ontology annotation, biological process: chromosome segregation; DNA replication; DNA topological change. Gene Ontology annotation, molecular function: DNA topoisomerase type I (single strand cut, ATP-independent) activity; DNA binding. Bases 1 to 2661 code for a protein of 886 amino acids.